AUGAAGUUGGUUUGGGCAGUACUGUCGUCUUUACAAGUUAUCGUAUUAGGAAGUGUUUUAACAUGCUAUGAUUCAGAGCUAAGAACCUAUGUUACCGCUAAUAGAAAGGGUUCUUUCUGCAAAAUCUCUUUUAACUUCGAAUUAAUCGACUGUACAAGUUUUCACGACGACUCCGAGUACCGAAUUUCCGCUGGAUUGGUCGAUGCAUCCAAGAACACGCUCAUUUCAGUCAUAACACAAAAAGAAAGUGAUACUUCAAUACCUUUCUGUACGAUCUAUCACGGGCUUAUGGAAUGUUAUUGUUCACUUCAUGGAUGUAACUUGGAUCACAAGCCCUUCUUGAACAUAUCUUUGGCUACAACAGAAUCGGAUCGAAUAGGUCUCAACUGCAUUAUUGAGCGCUGUUCUGCGGGCAAAUGUUUGAUGCCAAAACCUCUCUCGUUUGAAGAGAAUGACAAGAAGGAAGAAAAAAGCUCAAGUUCUGUUUUUUCGUUUUCUCUUCUGCCUCUCUCAAUCUAUCUUUUAUAA
Molecule: messenger RNA, 528 nt
Organism: Auanema sp. JU1783
Lineage: Eukaryota; Metazoa; Nematoda; Chromadorea; Rhabditida; Rhabditidae
Source: the annotation of a GenBank genome assembly